Messenger RNA from Lactuca virosa, 1718 nucleotides. The record is from the annotation of a GenBank genome assembly. Lineage: Eukaryota; Viridiplantae; Streptophyta; Magnoliopsida; Asterales; Asteraceae.
GGUUGUACCAAACUGUACAAACAAUAAAUGCAGUCAAGGAGUUCCCCUCAGAGUGACAACUGAAGCAAAGAAGCCAAAAGAAUAGUUACUCGUUUACACCAAAAACGUGAAUCUCUGUGUCGAUAAUCCCCAGAAACCCACACCUACUGCGUGAAUACACGUCAACAGCUUCAGUACCCGUAAAAUUUACCAUGUCGCCGUCCGGCGACGAUUCUACUGUUGCCGGCGACGGUUGUUUAUGCGAAGACGGCGGCGAUGGACGGAAAAAGUGUCAACAAUGCGAACGAAAGUCAAAGAAGAGUGGUCUUACAUCGUCUUCGUCUUCAUAUGCUUUGCUUAGCUUCGAUUCGUUUCCGGUUGAAGAUUAUGAUAAGCGGUGGAGGAUCUUCACUGCCUCUGUGAAAGGAUUUGCCAUUGGAGCUGGUAUUAAAGGCGGCUUAUCGCUCUUCGCAAUCCUUGCUCGAUUGCGGCGUCGACGAUCGUUAUCUUCUGCUAAGAAGGUGCACAUGGCUUCAGGUGGUGAAGAUUUAAUUUUAGCAGUAAAAGAAACACUGAGAUAUGGUCUCUUCCUUGGCACUUUUGCUGGGACAUUUGUGUCUGUUGAUGAACUUAUAGCUGCUUUAGGAGGACACCGAAGAACAGCAAGAUGGAGGGCUUUAUUAGCAGGAGCAAUAGCUGGACCUUCAAUGCUCCUUACAGGAUUCAACACACAACACACAAGUUUAGCUGUUUAUAUUCUCAUGCGUGCAGCUGUUCUUGCUUCACGUUGUGGAAUAAAAAGCAAAAGAUUUGGGCGAAUUUGUAAACCUCUCACGUGGGCCCACGGAGACCUUUUCCUAAUGUGUCUCUCAUCUACCCAAAUUCUGUGUGCAUACAUCUUAAAGCAAGACAGUUUACCUCAAUCAUACAAAUCUUUUCUCAAUAAACAUGGUGGAAAAGACCCAAUUAUCCUUCAGGGUAUUAGAGAUAUUGCUUGUGGUAUGCCUUUUACUAAUCUUGAUCAAAUACAGAAGUACUACAAGAGCACAGGUGUUGAUGUAGUGCUCGACCCUCAAAUGAAAGUUCCUUGUUCGAUUAUACAUGAAAAUCAAUCGUGUAGUUGGCAUGCAAUUUCGUUCUUUAUUCAAGCAUAUAAAAGAGCAAUACCUGUUUAUCUUCCAGUUUAUUUGAUUCCUGCACUUAUAGUACAUCGUCAAGGACUUGCAAAUCGGCCUUUCACAAUAUUGGCUAAAGGUCUUUUUGGUACUGCAAGAUCCAGCCUGUUUCUCUCCACAUACUGUACUUCAGCCUGGGUUUGGACAUGCUUCCUCUUCAGACUUUUCAAGAGAUGUAAUGUUGCCAUGUUGGCAUUGGGCACGUUCCCAACGGGUUUAGGAUUGGCAAUUGAGAAGAAGAGCAGAAGAAUAGAAAUCUCACUCUACUGUCUAGCACGAGCCAUUGAGAGCUUUUUCACAACAAUGUCUGAAAUCGGAUACAUGCCACAUUUAAAGAAUUUAAAAAGAGUUGAUGUGUUGAUUUUUAGCUUAUCAACAUCAAUCAUAAUGCAUUGUUAUGCGAUUGAAAGAGAUGUUUUUCGCUCAAAGUACUUGAAUGUGCUUGAUUGGGUGUUUGGUGUGCCUCUUCCUCCAUAUGACACCACCCCACGAAAAAACAAGAAUCAAACCGUGGUCUGAAGUGAAGAACAUGUUUGGGUUAAGGUUAAUGACACUAUUUCACAU